This is a messenger RNA of Phyllotreta striolata, 1067 nucleotides long. NCBI's taxonomy places the organism in Eukaryota, Metazoa, Arthropoda, Insecta, Coleoptera, Chrysomelidae. The record is from the annotation of a GenBank genome assembly.
GUAUAUGUAGAUUUUCUCCAUUAGGACUUAAGUUUCUGUUAACUGGUUUAUAUCUUUGAAAUUAAGAGAAUCGACAUCAUGAAAUCAGUAAAAUUUCUGAAUGAAUUACCCGCAAAAGAACAAAAGGAUUUUUUCGAAUCAUUCGACACCAUUUUCUUCGAUUUGGAUGGCGUGAUAUGGCACAGUUACGUCCCAAUACCGGGCGCCGUCGAUUGUCUGAAUAAUUUGAAAAAACUGGGAAAGAACGUUCACUUUGUCACCAACAACAGCACGAAAACCUGCCAAAACAUUUUGGAAAUUUUGAAAACCGCCGGCAUCAAUGCCGACCUACCGGACAUCGUCAAUCCUCUGAAAACCAUGAUUUUUCUCCUGAAAAAAUCCAACGUUACCGAUCCCUUGUAUGCAAUGGCUCCUAAAGCCUCCAAAAACGAGUUACUGGAAAACGGGUAUAAAAUCUUACCCGAAACGCCUCAUGUGGAUAUGGAUCAAAUACCAGAAAUUCUUUUGCACCAUGACCAAGCCAAAGAGCAGACAAUCGGAGCCGUUCUGCUCGAUUUAGAUUUGAACCUCGAUUAUAUGAAGGUGCAAAAGGCCUUUUGGUACCUGAAAUACAACCCCAACUCAUUGUUUUUGGUGAAUUCGAUGGACAAAACCGCCCCGGUGGGACCGAAAGGCCCGAUUUUUGCCACGUAUUACUUCGUGGAAUGCUUAAGGGAAAUGCUGAGAGUAGAUAACGUGAAUCGAGGAGAUUUCAUACAAAUUGGUAAACCGUCACAAGUAAUGGUGGAUUAUAUCAAAGAAACUUUUAAUAUUUCACAAUCUAACAGAGUAAUGUUCGUGGGAGACUCAAUAGAAUCUGACAUGGCCACCGCCGCCAAGGGGGAUUUCCAGAAACUCCUGGUGCUCAGCGGCACCGAGAAGCGGGAAAGCCUGGAUAACUGGGGCUACCCUGACAACUACAAACCUGAUUUUGUAGCCGAGGACCUAGGCGUUUUGAACGAUAUUUUAAAAAGCCUAUACGAUUAAAGUAACUCCUACCAGGCGUUAUUUUUUCCUAUUAACUACUU